AUGGGCAACAUCGGUCAAUUGAAUCUUGGGCCCGUAAAUUCUGGUUUAUUAAAGGAAGAUGCUUUACGAAAAAGUUUAGGAUUAGGAGCUCAAAUUGCAUUAGAAAAUUGUCAAAAUGUAUUUCAAUGGGAUCGAUGGAAUUGUCCAGAAUCUGCUUUUCUUAAAAAAAAUCGCCAACCUGCAAAUCGUGAAACAGCAUUCGUUCGUGCAAUCAUUGCAGCUGGUAUUAUGCAUACAGUAGCGAAAAAUUGUUCAAAUGGUGGAUUUGGUCCAUGUGGAAAAUGUCAAAUGAAUCCAGAAGACUCUUCCAAUCAAAUAACAGCAAAUAAAAUUUAUAAAUAUUUAUAUACUAAUCCAUAUACCGAAAAUUUAACGCAUACUGCAUCGAAUUAUCGUAUUGAAACAUUAAAAAAUGGCGAUGAAAGUUCGGAUAUUCUGUGGCGAUGGGCUGAAUGCCAUAAUAAACAUAUAGCGUUCGGUGAAGAGAUUGCUAUUAAAUAUUUAGAUGAUUUAGAUGUCAAUGGAGUCGAUUUACAAUCGUAUUUGUAUUUACAUAAUAAUGCCGCUGGAAGACUGGCUGUUAGAGCAACGAUGAAGAAACGAUGUCGCUGUCAUGGAGUUUCAGGCAGCUGUACAAUACAAACAUGUUGGAAUGAGCUGGCACCAUUUUCUGAAGUUGCUGAAUAUUUACGUGAAAAAUACGAUGAAGCUGUUCGGGUUGAUUUUGAUAAUGGUGUUGAUCGUCUUAUCGUUGGAAAUGUUCAACGAACUGUUCAAGAUAUUCCAUUAACUGAUUUAAAUAAUUUAAUAUAUUUGAAUGAUUCGCCGGAUUAUUGUGUAGCGAAUACGACAAUUGAUUGGGAAGGAACAUUAGGUAGAAUAUGUUCGAAGAAUCGAUCAGAAAAUACAACAAAAAGUGAACGAAGAAGUUGUAAAACUUUAUGCAAAUCCUGUGGAUAUCGAGUCCGAAAACGAAUUCGACAACGUCAAUGGCGAUGCAAUUGUAAUUUCCAAUGGUGUUGUGAAGUUACUUGUAAAACAUGCACCGAAACAGUUAAUGAAUUCUUUUGUGAAUAA
Chrysoperla carnea is the source of this 1077-nucleotide messenger RNA. RefSeq names its product protein Wnt-8a-like. Gene Ontology annotation, molecular function: cytokine activity; frizzled binding. The record is from RefSeq and is a predicted model, not a curated record. The coding region runs from base 1 to 1077 and encodes 358 amino acids. Gene Ontology annotation, biological process: neuron differentiation; cell fate commitment; multicellular organism development. The transcript has 5 exons. Lineage: Eukaryota; Metazoa; Arthropoda; Insecta; Neuroptera; Chrysopidae. Gene Ontology annotation, cellular component: extracellular region.